GUUCAGGACUGCGCAAGGCAAUUGUGGGUGCCAUGUGUGGCCAUGGCCUCCAGGGUUUGUGGACCCUGGGGGCUUAGCAGGUGGACAGCCCAACUUUAAGAGCUUCAUCAGAUCAAGAAGACUUUCAAGCAACGCAGCUUAGACAAGACUUCUAUUUUCUUAACUCCAUCAAGGCCUCUGAGCUACCCAUUUUUAGGAAGAAGAAAGAACAGUUCUAAGCAAUGACCAGCAGCCCACCCCCACCCUAUCCUGGGGGUCCCUCAGCACCUCUAAUAGAGGAGAAGAAUGGCCCACCCCCUACUUCAGGUGGAAUUGCCCCUGCUGUAAACCAGCCUCAAGGGACACACGCACCACCUUCAGACUUUGGGCCUCCCCCAUAUGAACCUCCACUGCAGCCUGGGUACAUCCCUCCUCACAUGCCCACAGAAGGCUCUGGGCCCUACAUGUCCCAUGGUUAUUAUCCACCCCCAGGACCUCACCCUUCCAUGGGCUAUUACCCUGGUCCAGGGCAGUACCCCUCUCCUGAUGGCCACACCGCGACCAUUAUUGUACCAUCAGGGGCUGCUACCACCGUCACCGUGUUGCAAGGGGAAAUAUUUCAAGGUGCCCCUGUGCAGACAGUGUGUCCUCACUGCCAGCAGGCCAUUACUACCAAGAUCACAUAUGAAGUAGGCCUCAUGAACUUCCUCCUCAGCUUCUUCUGCUGCUUUGUUGGAUGUGACGCGGGCUGCUGCUUUCUCCCGUGUCUGAUAGAUGACUUCAAGGACGUGACACACACCUGCCCCAACUGUAAAGCCUACAUCUACACAUACAAGCGCAUGUGCUAACAGUGCCCCAGGCAGCCAGCAAUAUUGUCACCUCCUCUGUGCUGCUGUACCGACCUAUGCGUGCAGAAUGCUCUAUGCUUUCCCCUUUUGGUGGUGUGUGUUUAGUUUUCCUCCAUUUGAAAGAGCUUUAAAUGCCUUUAGAGCUCUGGUGCUCUCACUGACCAUAGGAGCUGCCAGCCCCUGAGAGCUCAUAUGCCGGUAUGAGUGCACAGAGUAGCUAGGCUAGGCUGCACCACAGAGCGCUACGGCACAUGCCUUGCUGUUCCCAGCUGUCUCUCUCGUUCUCACCCUUGUGGCUAUUAUACAGCAAGUUGUAAGUAGGAUUGUGAAUGAAAGGCAUUGUACAGAAGACUUUCCUUCCCUUGUAUAUGCACCCUCCUGGUAGCCACACUCAGUGGUCUGCUCCUACCUCAUCCCUUGGGACCCUCCAGGAAAGUCACUGUUAGUAGCCUCCGUUAAAGGAGACCAUUAUUGUACAAGGCAGGCAUCAUUUAACUGGCAGCACGCGCAGCUGCCAUUCUAAAAGGCUCUUGCCCAGUCACUGUCCUUCUGCCACAUGCAGAUAUCUCCUGUAUUUCCUAGCAUCUGCGAAUGUGUCGUGGGGUGUGCCCUUCUCCCUGAGGGGCUGGGAUUGUCUUUAUAUGCUCUGUUCUUGGUCUCUGAAAGCAGAGAUGUAAUUUGUUAAGAGUUACAGUUUUAUGCUUUUGAGACCAUAUGUGAAAGGCAAGGACACCUUUGUGUCUGUCUAUUCGUUCAUCCCUGGGUGGGGUCAAUUCUCCGACAGGCAGCAUGAUGCCUCUGCAGGCAGCUUCUGUUGAAUACUUGUGGUCUCCUCCCCUGCCAGGUCUUGCUUGUAGGCUGUUUGUUGGCUGGCUGUGAGGCAGGCAUGACUUGCUGGAGGCAAAAGUGCUGCCCUCCAUGGGCUAUGCAGCAUGAAAGGGAAGGUUUUAUUUUAGAAACAGUGUUUGCUUAUUUUCUUUACAUCUGCUGCUGAGGAAAGCACAUGCGUUUCCUCCUCUAAAGCCUAAUCAGCUCUUUCCUUGCCCUGGGAGGAUGGGAAAAGCAGCAGGUCCACUUACAGAGGGCAGACAGGUCAGGUCAGAGAUAUGAGGCUUAUUUCUGGUGAAAAGCUUUUGAGUCUUAGAGCCUCUGAACCCAUUGCUGCAGUGUCUCCUGAGGUUUCAGUCUCCCCUCCAGGAGUGUAGUGGCCCACAUGGUCAUGAAGGGACACAUUGGGCUGCCCCCAGCUGGUGGAUUACAGUGAGAACUAGCUAACCCUGUAUCUGCCAUGUUUUGGGCACAGGGAAAGACAUAAGCCUUGCUUUGCCCCUUUUAAGGAUCAAACCCUCAGGCACUGUGGCAGAAGUCAGCAGGUCUUGGAACUUCAUACCUGCAAGUGUGGGCUGAGGAGACUUCCUUCUACCCCCACAGAUUUGCACUGCCUGGCUUUGGAAGGGAGCAGCAGCAACAGGUCUGCUCAAGUCCUGCGUGAUCUAGAAUAGGGAAGACCUUUGGCAUUGGGUAUUGCCAAAGGACAGUGGGGAACAGUGGGGAACCAUCAUGGGGGUUCUGUUUUUUCUGGAUCUCAGCAUUAUAAAGCCUUUCUUCCCCUUUCCCAUCUUGAGUCUAGUGGAGAAUAAAGGAUAAGGUGAGAAGUUCAGAGGAGGUGGGUUUUCGCAUGAUCUCAUUAACUUGGUGGUAUUUGGUAGGAUCAGGCUGUCAAAGACAUUACUGGAGAUGUAGCUGUCUACUGUGAGAUUUUCCUUUACCUUUAUUCUUCCUCUGUAAACUUCUACUUUAAGUUCAGUGAUGUAGUCUUCAGCCAUUAGCCUUUGCCACCAAGAUCCUUGGGUUCAAAUCUGCAGCCAGUCAUGACUAGUGGGUGUGAUGAUCUCACUAGAUGUCUUUGUCUUGUCAAAUCUGUCCACCAGACUGGCUGUCUUCAGUUAAGAGAACUGUAUUACAGGAGUAAGGGAUGGGGAGAUGAGUGGACUCCUGAAGAGGUCUCACACUCCCAUCUCAUGAGACAGCUUGAAUCUUCAUCAUGCUCUGCUCCAGCCAUUCCCAUGGACCCAGAACACACCUAUUGAAUCUGCACCAUGUAUUGCAAAGGAAUGUAUAUAGCUGGCUGUAUACACCAAGUCCCCGUCUUAUAGUUUUCCCCCUACGCAUGUGGGUUUGUAUCUCUUACCUUGGGUUUUGUGUUCUAUUGACAUGUAACAUGAGGGAAUGGGGGUGGCUGCUUGUGAAUCACCUUCAACCCACUAUAUUUUACCUAGUGACUGAUGUGCCCUCACUUGCCACAAGAUGGCAGUGUGAUGCAGGUAGCAUGUAAUACCUCAGUGCAGCAAGAUAGAAGUUAGUGUUUGUUUUUUAAUUAAUUUAAUUUAAGCAUACUGUUGUUAAAUGGCCAUCAAGUUCUAACUAUAACUUAUGUGACGUGAAUUUUCUGCCCUUUGAGCCGAAUUGGGUUUGUGGUAAAACUCUCUGGAGAAAAACUGUCCAUGGCUGCAACAUAAUGGGAAGCAAAUGAGCACUAGUUACUCUUUGUUUGCUGUUCUGUUCUGUGUGUUUAAGUGCUGGCAAGAGGGAAUGAAGGUUGAGGGAUAAAACUAGCUGGUGCUAUUGAGAAUGAGGAGCACAAGGUCCUUAGGGAGUCUUGGCUGACUCCCCCUUUUUCAAUAGCUUCUAUUUCAUUUUAGUCCAGCUGAUGAAAUCAUUCCCUAUUAGUGCAUGGCAUCAAAAUACAAUGUGAACUUCUGCUCUGUGAUCAUUUAUAUCCCACUUGCUAAACUGGGUUGGAUGAAUGAACGUGGACCUGUCAUCUCCCCCAGACCAGCCGAGACUUCUGGGUCAUGAAUUUUGAAACUGGUCACAGCAUGACCCUGGCUCUCAACUGUUACAGUUGAAGUGUGAUCUGUAUAGAGUCAAAUAUCCAUUUGACACCAGUGGGUGAUACUUAAUUCCUUGUGGAUUGAUUUUUCCAGAUGUUCUUCAGGGCUUUGUAUGGUGUCAGAAGUGAAUUAUUUUGCGCUCAGAAAAGCAAACUGUUAAUGCUUUUACAUAAUGUUUGUAUAUAAAUAAAAGACAGACCCUGAUCUCACUGCACUGCUUUCAUUGUAAGACCUGUGAUCUAGGUGAGUUGGGGAAUGGUGGUGAGAUGGCUCUUUUCUGUCUGGGGUAAGAAGUAUGCAAGGUUCAGCCAGAUAGCACUGGCUUUCUGAUAGCUAUUCAGUGGUUUUCAGUCCAGCUAUUGGAGAAUUGUUGGUCAUUGCCAACACACUGUGGCUCCUCUUUUGUUGGAAACUAAAGGUUUUUUUGGACUUGCCUUGAGGUCUGUGGCACAUUGGCAAGAUGGUGAUCACAUUUUUUUGUGGCUGGGUAAGCUGUCUACCAUCUCUGUGGCUCAAG
Gavialis gangeticus (Gharial) is the source of this 4238-nucleotide messenger RNA. RefSeq names its product cell death inducing p53 target 1 (gene CDIP1). The record is from RefSeq and is a predicted model, not a curated record. NCBI's taxonomy places the organism in Eukaryota, Metazoa, Chordata, Crocodylia, Gavialidae. Gene Ontology annotation, biological process: tumor necrosis factor-mediated signaling pathway; intrinsic apoptotic signaling pathway in response to DNA damage by p53 class mediator. The coding region runs from base 222 to 827 and encodes 201 amino acids. The transcript is spliced from 6 exons. Gene Ontology annotation, molecular function: zinc ion binding.